Venturia canescens is the source of this 9398-nucleotide messenger RNA. It is a transcript of the gene Tor, whose product is annotated as serine/threonine-protein kinase Tor. The transcript is spliced from 6 exons. Gene Ontology annotation, cellular component: nucleus; TORC2 complex; TORC1 complex. The record is from RefSeq and is a predicted model, not a curated record. Gene Ontology annotation, molecular function: protein binding; protein serine/threonine kinase activity; protein-containing complex binding. Gene Ontology annotation, biological process: TOR signaling; negative regulation of macroautophagy; protein phosphorylation. The coding region runs from base 545 to 7966 and encodes 2473 amino acids. Lineage: Eukaryota; Metazoa; Arthropoda; Insecta; Hymenoptera; Ichneumonidae.
AAUUAUAAGGAAGUGAGGAGGGGGAUAGGGGCAAAUCAUUCAUUACAAUAGAGUGGUGAAGGAAGAAAAAUAUUUUUUUUUACAAAAUUGCGAAAACACAAGUAAUAGGUGUUAGUAGUUGCACUUUCUUUUGUUUUUAUUCCCUUCAUCCGUAAUUACAAGGAGAUAACAAUGACAAAUCAUAAGUGUAAAAGUAUAAAAUGACAUUUCGAUGAGUGUCACGAGUGAUUUAUGAUUGUGAAUAUAAGUCGCAGUAUCCGCGCACGAGUUGCGGCUCUGCGUGCUUAACCUAUAAACCGCUCCGCAAUUAUCGGCAACGAAAAUGGCAAAGUAAUAACAAAUAGAUUUUAGGCGAUAAGGGAGUGAAAUCAGAGUAAAAAUUUCAUCGUUUGUCGAGAAGGAAAAAUUCACAGCCGUUCUCAGUUUCUCACUUCUAACUGACGAAUUCUUCGUAAAGUUUGGUGACAACAAUCUGACGGUUUAGAAAGGAUCAAUGAAAAUAUAAAGAUUCAAAGUAAAACACUAAUAAAAACAAACGCUGAAAAUGACGACGAAUUUAGUGCAGCAGUUUGUGCAAAGACUGAAAUCCCGAAACGAGGAAUUACGAAACAAAGCAGCAAGGGAUCUGUGUCACUAUGUGAAAACAGAACUGCGAGAGGCUUCCCAAGAGGAGAUAACAGCCUUUAUGGACGAAUUUAAUCAUCACAUUUUCGAGAUGGUAUCAGGCUCAGACGUAAACGAGAGAAAAGGCGGUAUCUUAGCCAUAGUUUGUUUGAUAGGAGCGGAUGUAGGUAACAUAAAUACCCGCACCAUAAGAUUUGCAAAUUACUUGAGAAAUUUAUUGCCUUCCAACGACGUAGGUGUUAUGGAAUUGGCAGCGAAGACAGUGGGGAAAUUGGCACUCGUAUCGGGCACCUAUACAGCCGAGUAUGUGGAAUUUGAGGUGAAGCGAGCUUUCGAGUGGCUCGGCGGAGACAGACACGAAGGAAAACGUCACGCGGCUGUUCUUGUGUUGCGAGAACUUGCGGUGUCUAUGCCUACAUACUUUUUUCAACAGGUCACACCAUUUUUUGAUCUCAUAUUCAAUGCGGUGCGAGAUCCAAAGUCGGUCAUUCGUGAAGGGGCUGUGGAGGCGUUGAGAGCCGCUCUUGUUGUGACGGCACAACGCGAAACGGCCAAACAAAUGCAUAAAUCGCUGUGGUACAAACAAUGUUACGACGAAAUAGUAUCUGGCUUUGACGACAUUCAUCCGCGCGAAAGAGGCUCCAAUCGGGAUGACAGAAUUCACGGUUCGCUUCUGGUACUCAAUGAAUUAUUACGCUGCAGCAACAUUCAGUGGGAAAAGAAUUACGAAGCAUUAAUGGAGCGUUUGAAUUGUUCAACGCAGCAAAACGACAACGACAUUUUAUUACUGAUGCCAAGAUUAAAAACAAUAAUAGUAUCAAAAUGGUCAGGCGGUUCGUCGCAGAACGCUUCGAGUCCGCAGCAACACGUUUUGUAUCCAGUUCACGAAUCUGCGACUUGUCGCUGUCUGAUGCAGGAGCGCCUUGACGAUGUUUACAACGAUGUUAUGGCGCAAAGGAUGUCGCGGAAUCCGCACAUCCAACACGCUCUUAUGACGCUUUUACCGAGGCUCGUCGCUUUCAACAAGGAAAAAUUCAACAAGGAUCAUUUCCGGGAGACUCUCACUUACCUCCUGGUGACACUGAAAGGACGAGAAAAAGACAGAUACGCGGCGUUCAUGACGAUCGGUCUGAUAGCGGUCGCGGUUGAAGAUUCGAUCAAGCCUUAUUUACCAAAAAUCAUGGAAGUUAUAAAGAGCUCUUUGCCGUCGAAAGAAACACCGAACAAAAAGCGCAGCACGCCCCUCGAGCCCGCUGUUUUCAUAUGCAUAACGCUACUCGGCCACGCGGUUAAGCAAACGAUAACGAGCGACGUGCGCGAUCUCCUCGACCCGAUGUUGGCCACAGGAUUGAGCCCGAUUUUGACGACGUCUCUCCGGGAAUUGGCGCACAGCGUGCCAUCCUUAAAACCGGAUAUAUCACAAGGACUGUUGCGCAUGUUGUCCCAAGUGCUUAUGCACAAACCACUGCGACAUCCCGGUGCUCCAUGGUCGGCGACGAGUCCGACGACGUCGUUGCCAACGGAAAUCGACGUACCCUCGACCGUCCUUGCUCUCCGUACUCUUGGAACUUUCAACUUCGACGGGAAUCCGUUGUUGCAAUUCGUUCGUCGGUGCGCCGAUCACUUUCUCACGUCGGAACAGGCCGAGGUGCGGCUCGAGGCGGUACGAACGUGCUCGAGGCUGCUGAGACUCGCGUUGAAUCAGCCCGGGCCAACAGUGACGAACACCGUGUCCGCGGUUCUCGGUAAACUCCUCGUCGUCGGUAUCACCGACACUGACCCCGACGUCAGAAUCAGCGUUCUCGCAUCCCUCGACGACACCUUCGACAUGCACCUCGCUCAAGCGGAAAGCCUCUCGGCACUCUUCGUUGCGAUGAACGACGAAAUGUUCGAGAUACGAGAAUGGGCGAUAAGAACGAUCGGACGAUUGAGCACGAUGAACCCCGCGUACGUAAUGCCCUCGUUGCGAAAAACUCUAAUUCAAUUUCUUACAGAAUUGGAGCACUCCGGAAUGGGAAGGAACAAAGAACAAGCCGCACGGAUGUUGGACCAUCUCGUAGUGAGCGCGCCGCGGCUCAUCAGACCUUACAUGGAGCCGAUUCUCAAAGUACUCGUCCCAAAACUCAAAGAAUCCGAGCCAAAUCCGGGCGUUGUACUCGCGAUUUUGCGUGCCAUCGGUGAUCUCGCAGAAGUUAACGGCGCCGAGAUGCAGCAAUGGAUGCCCGAAUUACUCUCGAUCCUUUUGGAAAUGCUGGUCGACGCGAGUUCGCCCGAGAAACGAGGAGUCGCGCUCUGGGUCCUCGGACAGCUCGUCGGCAGCACCGGUCACGUCGUCAAGCCUUACAUGCAAUAUCCAACCUUACUCGAGGUGCUAAUUAACUUUUUGAAAACUGAACAACAGCCGAUAAUACGACGAGAGACCAUCAGAGUUCUCGGGCUCCUCGGAGCCCUCGAUCCUUACAAGCACAAGAUGAAUCGAGGACAGAUCGACUCUCAGUUGGACAGCUUGACGGCCAUGGCUGACAUCCGAAGCGACGUCGAAACCAAUCAGGAUCUAACGACGAGCGAAAUGCUCGUAAAUAUGUCCUCCUCGACUCUGGAGGAAUAUUAUCCGGCCAUAGCGAUCGCGACUCUAAUGCGAAUUAUCCGGGACCCAACUUUGUCCCAACAUCACACGAUGGUCGUACAAGCUGUUACUUUUAUAUUUCAGAGCCUCGGGAUCAAGUGCGUUCCAUACAUAUCUCAAGUUAUGCCGAGUUUCCUGAACGUCGUUAGAACGGCGGACUUCAAUUUCCGGGAAUAUCUCUUCCAACAGCUGGCGAUACUCAUCGCCAUUGUGAAACAGCACAUAAGAAAUUAUUUGGACGAUACGUUUAAUCUGAUCAAAGAAUUCUGGACGAUCAACAGCCCGCUCCAGAGCACCCUCAUUCUUCUCGUGGAACAUAUCGCCGUCGCUCUCGGUGCCGAAUUCAAAAUAUAUUUGCCGCAGUUGAUGCCCCAGAUACUCCGGGUGUUGACCCACGACACGAGCAAAGAUCGUUCCGUCACGGUCAAGCUGCUUCUGGCUCUCCAAAAAUUCGGCAACAAUUUGGACAACUAUCUUCACCUGGUGCUACCACCGAUCGUAAAAUUGUUUCACGCGAACGAUUGUCCCAUGACCGUGAACACAGUCGCCCUCGAAACCGUUGAUCAUCUGGCCGAUACCCUCGAUUUCACGGAUUUUGCUUCCCGGAUCGUUCAUCCCUUGGUCAGAACACUGGACCAGUGUCCGGAGCUCCGGAACACCGCGAUGGAUACUCUCUGCGCUUUGGUCAUACAAUUGGGUAAGAAAUAUCAGAUAUUCAUACCGCUCGUACAAAAAAUCAUGAGCAAACACAAAAUAACGAAUUCACGAUACGACGUACUCGUCGAUAAAAUACUGACGGAAUCUACCGUUGCCGAUGGGGACGAUUAUCUGCUCAUUCGACACCGUUAUUCUCGGAACAAAAACCGAGAUUUGUCGUUGACAUCCUCGGACACUACUGUCAUGAAGAAGCUCAAAGUUUCAGCCUCGAAUUUGCAAAAAGCCUGGACCGCUACGAGACGAGUAUCGAAGGACGAUUGGCUCGAGUGGCUGCGGAGCUUGUCGAUCGGUUUGCUCAAAGAAUCCCCGUCGCCGGCGCUGAGAUCCUGCUGGGCUUUGGCCCAAACUUAUUCCCAAUUACCGCGGGAUUUGUUCAACGCUGCCUUCGUCUCUUGUUGGACCGAAUUGAACGACACUUAUCGCGCGGAGCUCAUACAAACGCUCCAGCAAGCGUUGAUAGUUCCAGAUUUGCCAGAAAUAACGCAGACGAUAUUGAAUCUCGCGGAGUUUAUGGAACACUGCGACAAGGGUCCGUUGCCACUGGACAAUAAAAUACUCGGGGAACGAGCGAUGCACUGUCGCGCUUACGCCAAAGCGCUCCACUACAAAGAGGACGAGUUCCACAAAAAUCGUAACGGCAAUGUAUUCGAAUCGCUUAUAUCGAUAAACAACAAAUUACAGCAGAAAGAGGGAGCGGAGGGUCUGCUGGAGUACGUGAUGAAUCAGAGCAACCAGCAAGAUCUCAAAGUGCAGGUACGUUGGUACGAGAAACUUCAUAAUUGGGACAAAGCGUUGCAUCUUUAUCAGGAACGUUUGGAAACUGAUUUGAGCGACGUCGAGGCGACCCUCGGUGAAAUGCGGUGUUUGGAGGCGCUCGGUGAAUGGGGUCAAUUGCACGAGGUUGCCACGAAACAAUGGUCCCAACAGACCGACGAGACGAAGCAGAGGAUGGCGAGGAUGGCGGCAGCGGCUGCCUGGGGUCUGGGCCAAUGGGAAAGCAUGGAAAAAUACGUUUCCCUCAUACCGAAGGACAGUCAGGACGGCGCGUUUUAUCGAGCCGUACUCGCGAUACACGACGAGCAGUACAACGUCGCUCAUCAAUUGAUCGACAGUGCUCGAGAUCUGCUGGACACGGAGUUAACGGCGAUGGCCGGCGAGAGUUACCAGCGCGCUUACAACGCGAUGGUCGAAGUACAAAAACUCGCGGAGCUCGAAGAAGUCAUACAAUUCAAACUUGUCCCCGAGCGCAGGUCGACCAUCAAAGCAAUGUGGUGGGAAAGACUGCAGGGUGGCCAGAGGAUCGUCGAGGAUUGGCAAAAAAUUAUUCAGGUUCAUACCCUCGUCGUAUCGCCCCACGACGACAUGUACACUUGGCUCAAGUACGCGAGCCUCUGUCGUAAAAAUGGUAGCCUCAUGCUCUGCCACAAAACUUUGGUCAUGUUGCUCGGCGUUGAUCCGUCGUUGACUCCGGACCAGCCGCUCCCAACGACUCAUCCCCAGGUUACGUUCGCCUAUUGCAAACACAUGUGGAUGGCGAACAAACGGGAGGAGGCGUACAAUCAAUUGCGUACGUUCGUGCAAAGCUCGCUUCAACCGACAACGGCCUCGCUGGUGAAUCAGGAGGACGAAACCCAGCAGGAAGUUCGUAAGAGACUUUUGGCACGUUGUUAUCUCAAAUUGGGCGAAUGGCUCGAAGCCCUCCAAGGUAUAAACGAGCACUCUAUACCGGCCGUUCUCUCCUACUACGCGGCCGCCACCGAGCACGAUCCGACCUGGUACAAAGCUUGGCACGCAUUCGCUUAUAUGAAUUUCGAGACUGUACUUUUUUACAAACAUCAACAGGGCGAUGCCGGGAGUAACAGCUGCACGGGCAACAACCCCUUCGGAAAUACGCCGCCGAUCGGAGCAGCCGCAGGGGGAAACGGUUCUGGUAUGCUUCUGGACAAUGGAACCAUGGGAAAUUCGAAUCGUUCUGGGCUCUCGAGCUCCCAGUACAUCUCGCAGUUCACGGUGCCCGCUGUCGACGGAUUUUUCCGUUCCAUCAACUUGUCCCACGGUAAUUCGCUCCAGGAUACACUGAGAUUACUCACUCUCUGGUUCGAUUAUGGACAGUGGCCCGAGGUUUACGACGCUAUCGUCGAGGGCAUUCGAAUGAUCGAGAUCAACACUUGGCUCCAAGUAAUUCCGCAGCUUAUCGCUAGGAUCGACACACCCAGAGCUCUCGUCGGACGUUGCAUCCAUCAUCUGCUCAUCGACAUCGGGAAAACCCAUCCCCAGGCCCUCGUCUAUCCCUUAACCGUCGCCUCAAAGAGCGCCAGCUACGCAAGAAAAACAGCCGCUAAUAAAAUAUUGAAAAAUAUGUGCGAGCACAGUCCCACUCUCGUCCAACAAGCCAUGAUGGCCAGCGACGAACUCAUCAGAGUCGCUAUCCUCUGGCACGAGCUUUGGCACGAGGGUCUCGAAGAGGCUUCCAGACUCUACUUCGGCGAGAGAAACGUCAAAGGAAUGUUCGACACCCUCGAGCCCCUGCACGCCAUGCUCGAACGCGGUCCACAGACUCUCAAAGAAACCUCUUUCAAUCAAGCUUACGGCACGGAUCUCAUGGACGCCCAAGAAUGGUGCAAUCGUUAUAAGACUUCUGGCAACGUGCGCGAUUUGAAUCAAGCCUGGGACCUGUAUUAUCACGUUUUUCGACGGAUAUCGCGACAAUUGCCACAAUUAACCAGCCUCGAGUUGCAAUACGUCAGCCCGAAAUUACUCCUCUGUCGGAAUCUCGAACUCGCUGUUCCCGGUAGCUACAGUCCUGGACAACCGGUCGUCAGAAUCGAGAGUAUUCACAGCUCCAUGCAGGUCAUUGCGAGCAAACAGAGGCCCAGAAAAUUGUGCAUCAAAGGCAGCAACGGAAAAGAUUACAUGUUUUUGUUGAAGGGACACGAAGAUCUCAGGCAGGACGAACGUGUCAUGCAACUUUUUGGUCUAGUCAAUACUUUGUUGCUUCACGAUCCCGAUACAUUCCGAAGGAAUCUUACUAUUCAGCGAUACGCUGUGAUUCCAUUAUCUACAAACAGUGGCCUUAUUGGAUGGGUGCCUCACUGCGACACUUUGCACACGCUUAUUAGAGAUUAUCGUGAGAAGAAAAAAAUUCUUUUGAAUAUUGAGCAUAGAAUAAUGUUGCGGAUGGCGCCGGAUUACGAUCACUUGAUGUUGAUGCAGAAAGUGGAAGUGUUCGAGCACGCGCUCGAGCACACCCACGGUGACGAUUUGUCGCGUUUGCUUUGGCUCAAAUCACCUUCGAGCGAGGCAUGGUUCGAUCGUCGUACGAAUUACACGAGAUCAUUGGCCGUGAUGUCAAUGGUCGGGUACAUACUGGGCCUGGGCGAUCGGCAUCCGUCGAAUCUGAUGCUCGAUCGAUUGAGCGGAAAAAUUCUUCACAUCGAUUUCGGCGAUUGUUUCGAGGUCGCUAUGACCAGAGAAAAAUUCCCAGAAAAAAUACCGUUCAGACUGACGCGGAUGCUGAUCAACGCGAUGGAAGUUACCGGCAUCGAAGGCACUUAUCGAAGAACUUGCGAAUCCGUAAUGUCCGUGUUACAUCGUAAUAAAGACAGUUUGAUGGCGGUCCUCGAGGCUUUCGUUUACGAUCCUCUCCUCAAUUGGAGGCUGAUGGACAACGCAGCACCGAAAGGCAAACGAUCCGAUGCUCAGGGCAUGAACGCGAGCAGCAGUCAAGAACCUGGCGAUAUACUCGACUCAUUGACAUCCACAUUACCAAAGAAAGGAGUUCCUUGUAGCAUAGAAAACGGAGAGGACAGCAAUCAACCGGAAGCACUGAACAAAAAAGCUCUCACCAUCGUCACGAGAGUACGUGAUAAACUUACCGGCCGAGAUUUUCUUCACGAAGAAGCGAUCAGCGUACAAAGACAGGUUCACCUGCUUAUUCAACAAGCCACUAACAACGAGAAUCUUUGUCAGUGCUAUAUUGGAUGGUGUCCAUUCUGGUGAAGAGGAGAAGCAAGAAUAUACUUGGGUAAGAUAAAAAAAAAGCACAAGCGUUAGUCGAAACUUGAUACGGAAAAUAGAUACGAAAAAAUUGCUCAAGGAGGUUCGUUCUCGGGAUCCCCAUAAUAUUUCUUUCGUUUUAAAGAGAAACAAAAACUAUUAACAAAUUGCAUGGUGCAAACGAAAUCAUGUUUUUUCUAGAUUUUCACAAUCAACGUUAUUCUAUCGUCCGUCAAAAAGCGUAGUGGAGGAGCAAUUGUACAUUUCAUUUCGCGUCAGAAUGACGGUGCAACAAUUGCAAACGGUUUCGCGAAUUCGAGUCUACGUCGAUAAGAAUUACGUUUCGAAAGAUUCAUCGUUCACAACAACGAGUAGAGGUUAUUACCGGAAACUGUCCAAAAAGAACUGAAACUAAAAAUAUUUUUCAUUUCUUAAUCAUGUUAGAAGGACCGAGCCUCCUUAGAAGAAAGAAAAAGCCAAAUUGCUGCUUUUUGCCAGUAUUUUUACGAACGCGAUACAAAAUCGAGUGAUAAAAAUAAACACUUAAUAGACGUGAAUUACAGCUCGUAAGUACAUGGUCAAAUAAAUUUCGCGUUAACGAAAGAUAAAAAUGAACGAAGAAUUACAGAGAAAAACGUUCCUUGGUUGAGGAAAUUAACGCUAUUUAUAACAUUGCCUUUCCGUCAAAUCGUCCUUUAUUUAUUCUGUUAUUAUUAUUAUUAUUAUUAUUAUUACUUUCCCAUCGUUUAAUUGUACAAUGAAAAACAUGACAUUGCCAUUAUCAUAUCUGCAGAUAGUGUAUAUAUUUAUUGUUACUUAUAUCGUUUGUAUAUAAUGUUUUUUUGUGAUGAUGAGACAUUCAAUGAAAAAUGUAAAUGAGUCCACAAUCGGAUAUAUAUUAUGUAAGCAUAUAAAUAUAAAUAACAAAUGGAAAAUCAGAAUACCAGUUACGCUUGGUCAUUGGGAUGAGGCCCGGUGUGCAAAUGAAAAACUUUGUUCUCUGCGAUUGCUAAUAAACAUGGGGAUCAAAGAAUUUCUAAAGAAUUACAGAAAAGAGGCCCAAAUGAAAAUGCAUAGCUUCCGAUAUAUCGUCAAGCCUGCUGGUUCUCUAACUAACUUAUUUCUUGUAAAAUGCUAUUUUAUUGUUUAAGCUAAAUUAUUCGUAACACGAGUCCUCUCAACGAUCUUCGUUGUAAUUUUUUGAACAUAAAACCUGCUGUGUUUCGCACCCCAAUUUUUCUUUCGUGUAAAUGGUACGGAGAAAAAUAUUUCAUAUAUAUGUAUUUUUUCUUCAUUGAUUUCAACGAUUGUAUACAAUAACUUUUCGAGGGGACAAAUGUAGUAAAAAGUUUUUCAUUCAAACGGCGAGUAAGUGAUCUGUCGGGAAGACUUGUUAAUAUAUUACAACUAUAAAUAAAGCUUAUAUAUAAAUAUA